Messenger RNA from Drosophila innubila, 1594 nucleotides. RefSeq names its product spidroin-2. The record is from RefSeq and is a predicted model, not a curated record. Lineage: Eukaryota; Metazoa; Arthropoda; Insecta; Diptera; Drosophilidae. Bases 151 to 1200 code for a protein of 349 amino acids. The transcript has a single exon.
AGACGCACCAAAAAACUUAAUAAAAAUAAAGACCAAGUCGCGAGUUGAGUUCGUGAAGCGGCCAAGCGAAAAAUACGGGUCAGUGUGUGAACAGUUUUGAAUUGAAGUCCAAACCCAAGCAAAAGAAAGGCCAGUUUCCAGUUGUGAAUCAUGCGAAAAGAUUGCCUCAUUAUUGUGCUGGCACUUUUUUGUCAGUUGGCUAUUGUCACGGCAAAGUCUGGAGAGGAUCAUUGGGUUUGGCGCACCUACAGUCGCAGGGAGCGUGCUUUUCGGGAUAAGGAUAUUGAUCGCAAUGCCGCCAUUAACAACUCCUACGACAACAAGCUGAGAAGGGAGCCAACCACAAGGCGACCUUUGCCUGGUGAGCCGGAAAACGAUGAGAUCGAGGAUUACGUGGAUACAGAUUCUGUAGUAACCAACUCAGCCAAUGUGAGCACGCGUCAAUUCAAUCCCUAUUUUAAUCCUAAUGGCUUCCCUGGUCAGCCUACGACUGGUGGACAGUUUGGGGGUCAAGGUGGCUUCGCUGGCAGUAAUCCUGGUGUGCUUGUGGGUCCAGGUGGACCGCCCUUUCCCUAUCCCAAUGCCUAUCAGCCGGGCAUUGGUGGAUUUGGUGGUGCACAGAAUGGACUAGGACUUGGAGGCUAUCCGGGCUUCUUUGGUGGUGCAGGCUUAGGAGGAUCAGCUUAUCCUGGAGUGGGUGGCAACUAUGGCGCCCAACCUGGUGCGGGAUUAGGUCUGGGUCAAUAUCCAGGUGCUGGCAACCAAUAUCCAUAUGGACCUUAUCAAGGAGCCGGCACGAACUUCAACAGCAAUCAGUUUGCAACUCCCGGUGGUCAAUACCCAGGUGGACAAUAUCCAGGAGGACAAUAUCCAGGUGGACAAUAUUCCGGACAGUAUCCAGGCGAACAAUAUUCUGGACAGUAUCCUUCCAAUCAACAUCCUGGACAGUAUCCUUCCACUCAACAUCCUGGACAGUAUCCUCCCAAUCAAUAUGGUGGACAACAAUUCCCAGAGGGCUAUGGACUGACGGGUCUUGGCUUGGGUUACCCUGGUCUAGGCACCAAUGGUUUUGGUGGCAACUUUGGACCUGGUGGCUUUGGAUACGAUGAGAAAUCCCCGACUGUUAUAGAGGGCAAGAGCGCAAAGUCUGUGUCCAUUACUCCCACUUCAGUUAACGAUAAGCUCAGCAAGAAGGUUUAAUUACCUUCUCAUCCCUCCUCAGCUCCUCAUCUCACUUAGUUUACUCUUAGUCUUUAGUAUUUAGAUCAGUGCUAGGUUUAGUGAUUAAAGAUUUUUUUAUUUAAUUAAACAGCAUUGUGAUAUUUCCCCGCAAUUCAAAACUUUGGAAUUUAAUUGGUAAACAUUUUCAACUAUUACUAAUUUUCAUUAUUUUUUAAAUCAAUUGAAAUUUAGUUGAUUUUUUCCACUAAAUUUAGGAUAUAGUUGAAAAAACAGCUUUCACAAAUUUUAUAUUUGAGUUAAGGGACUUAAAAUACUAAAUCACUAUUCGCAGCUCUGAUUUAGGAUGUAUGUUAUCUUUAGUGUAUAUAAAUAAAAACAUGUCCUUGUUGAUCUUUUUAUGGACACUUACCAA